This is a messenger RNA of Paramecium sonneborni, 2890 nucleotides long. Lineage: Eukaryota; Ciliophora; Oligohymenophorea; Peniculida; Parameciidae. The record is from the annotation of a GenBank genome assembly.
AUGAUUCCAAAUAAUAAUACUAAAUAAUCUUUCCAAGACUUGACAAAAAAGAUUAUAUUAGCUACCAAUAUUCUCGUUAAUAAGAUUGAAAUUAAGGCGCACGAAUAUUAGACUUUUUGGGAAUUACUUAAUGAAGGUUAGGAUAAUGCUUCUAUUUAUGUUCUUGAAUUAUUAAAAAUUAUUGAUUAAACUGAAUAUAAAAGAAAAAAAGAACCAUAUAGUUUAGAAAGCUUACUAGCUACUUUGUUAACUAUUAGUAUGUUUAAAAAUGUUGAAAAUGUUAAAAAAUAAAAAGAUUUUAAGGAAGUAAAAUAAAACUGGGAUCAUCAUAUUGUUAGCGCUCAUAAAAAAUAAUAAUUAAUGAAUCCUUAUUCUAUAUCAAUAGUGUGUAAUUUACACUUUAUUUUUGAAUCUUAAUAAUAAGAAGAUACAAAUUUUACAGGUUUCUUAAUAGGUGCAGUUGCAUUUAUGCCUGAUUUAUUUAAAGUUGCGAAGCCAGAAAAUAUUGAACUAAUGUAUGAUUCUUUGAAAUAGCAUUAUUAAUUGGUUGAGUAAUAUGGUAAAACAGUAAGAGUUAAAAAUGAUUCUUUUUAUAAUUUAUUAUUGGAUGAAAGAUUUGAUCUACAAGAAACUGGAGAAUUUAUGUUUUGCUAUGAAUAUUUAAUUAAACAAAUAAGAACUAAAUAUAAAAAAUCAAGCAGAGUUUAUUAUGAUUCACUAUUAAAAUAUUUUAAGAUGAUUCCAUUCAUAGCUUAAGAUUUUCCAGAAUAAGCUGAAAAAUCUGCAUUAUCAUUAUUACAUAUGACAAAAUAAUUGAUUACGUUUUAUUGUUGUGAAAGUGUUGAUCUUUUGAAAUCACUUCUUAAUUAAAUAGAAAUAUUUAGAAGAUGGCCAUUUCCAGUAGGAGUAAUGGCAAAUGAAUUAGUUUAGAUAUUAUAUUAAGAAUAAAAAUCAAGAGGAAAUGGAUAUAGAAUGAAGAUUAGAGAAGAAAUUCCAUAAGUUGAUUUUUUAGAUGAUGAUUAAUUUUAAGAUAUUCAAGAAUAAAGUAGUUUAGAAUAAUAGAUUCCUAUAUCAGGAUUGGCUUAACCAAAAUAAGAAUAAUAAAUAUUAUCUGUCUAUGUGUUUUAUGAAAAUAGAUAAAAUAAUGCAAAUAAUGUAUUAUAAUAUGCACAAUUUGUUUUAAGAAAUAAGAAUCCAAAUAAUUCUUAAUUAUAUACUGCAAAUAGUCUAAGAUGUUAUAUUUGUGCUUAAAUAUUGCAAUUUUAUCAAAAAAAAAAUGUAUGAUUAUUCAUAAUUAGUUCAGUAAGGGAAAAAUCCUAGUCCUCAAUUAUCAGCAUUUAAAGAAGUAGAUAUAUUUAAUUUAUAUUGUAAAUUGCUGACAAUAGUUGAGAAAUGUGACAAUUUGGAUUCUAUAGCUGACAUAGAAUUAAUAUAUGAAAAUGCUUUUGAUGAAAUAACCAAAGAAUUGAUAAAGCAUAGUUAAGAACCAAAUAUGAAUUAAAAAGAAGUUUAGGCAAUAAUGAAUAAUUAAGUAAUUAAUUUGUAUUUAAUUUUUAGUUAUCAAUUCCUGAUUUUCCUUUGUUUUAUUUUCAUAAUGUAAUGUAAAAAAGUUUUAGUUUUACUGCUCCAAAGCAAUCUUUUUUAAAAUUAGAUUAAGGAUAGUUCAUGGCUCCAAAUUAAUUAAUUAAAGAAUUUAUUUAAAGAGCUUAUGAUAAUUAUAUGCCUCUUCAUACAGAACCAUUAAGAUUAUUAGUAGUAGGAUCAGAUGCAGAAUUAUUUGAAGUAUGUAUGUUACUAGGAGAAAUAUAUUUAAAGGAUCCAUUUUUAUUGAGAACUUUGGAUAUUAGAGUUUUUAUUGUUCCAACUAAAGAUUGUGCUUUAGCAUAGUUUCUUGCAAUAAAAGAUCCAUGGUAUUAAAGAUAUCUUUAUUUACCAUUUAUGGAAGAUAUUCUGAUUCCGAAAUUAGAAUCUAUUAAAGAAGAUAAUAAUAAAUAUAUUUAAGAAGGCAAUAAAGUACUAGGUUAAUUGCCUUUAGAAUAAAAAGCUUGGUGUUUAAAUACAUAUUUAAGAGAAGGGAAUAGAGCAUAUAAUGUGAGAGUUUAUAAAUUAAAGAUCUUUUAAAAAAACUUAAGUUAUGGAGGAAUAGCAAUGACAGAGUAAAUUUAAGGUUUAAAUGCAAAACCUUCAAAUUCAAAUGAUGGAAUUAUGAAAAGUACUCUAUUCUUUUGUUCUUAUGUAAUGUUUGGUGCUAUAGCAGAAUUUGAAUUACAAAAAGAGAAAUCAAAAGAUGAAAAAUUAUAGAAAUUGUCAUUUUAUGAUUUUAAAGAAAAAAAUCUAUGCAAAUUUUAAUAUUUAAAUAUCAAUAUGUAAACAGAGUAAACUGAUAUGCUGGGAAAUAUUACUGCUAGUAUUAAUAAAGAUGACAAGAUUUAAGUCUAAUUACAUAAUUGCAAAAUUAAUAAUGUUUAUACAGAUUUUUUUGAGGGUAAUAUGCCUAUGCCUCAUACUGAUUGGUUAGAGUUAUCUUAUAUUACUUAUGAGAAUUCUAAACUCUUUGAUAGUGGAUUAAGAUAAAAGAAUAUUUUUAAGAAACAUUCUUAAGGUAUUAAUAUUAAUAAUUAAUUAAGAAUCUAUAUAAAAUGCAUUUAAAUCUUUAUUUACUAAUAUUUCAAUAACAAAGAUUAAUGUAGAGGAAGCAACAAAAAAACCUUUUUCAAUAAUUGUUGAUGGAAAUAUUUACACCGAUGUAGUUUAAUUUAAGAUUUGUAAUACUCAUAUGAAAAAAGCAAAAAUUGCAUAAACUUAAAAAAAGAAGGAAAAUCCAGUUGAUUUAAGUUCAAUAAAACAUUUGAAUUUGCCAGUGAUGAGUUUUUUACCAUUUAAAGUUUGA